AUGGGGAUCCUGGAGAAGAUCUCCGAGAUCGAGAAGGAGAUCGCCCGCACGCAGAAGAACAAGGCCACCGAGUAUCACCUGGGCCUGCUGAAAGCAAAACUCGCCAAGUAUCGGGCCCAGCUCCUGGAACCCUCCAAAUCAUCCUCAUCCAAAGGCGAGGGCUUCGAUGUCAUGAAGUCAGGCGACGCCCGCGUGGCACUGAUCGGCUUCCCCUCUGUGGGUAAGUCCACCUUCCUCAGCCUGAUCACCUCCACGGCCAGUGAGGCUGCGUCCUAUGAAUUCACAACCCUGACCUGCAUCCCUGGGGUCAUUGAAUACAAAGGCGCCAACAUCCAGCUCCUGGACCUUCCUGGGAUCAUCGAAGGCGCAGCACAAGGGAAGGGCCGUGGCCGGCAGGUGAUCGCCGUGGCACGCACAGCCGACGUCGUCAUCAUGAUGCUAGACGCCACCAAGGGAGAGGUGCAGAGGUCCCUGCUGGAGAAGGAGCUGGGGUCGGUCGGCAUCCGCCUCAACAAGCACAAGCCCAACAUCUACUUCAAGCCCAAGAAAGGAGGCGGCAUCUCCUUCAACUCGACAGUCACGCUGACCCAGUGCUCAGAGAAGCUGGUGCAGCUGAUCCUGCACGAGUACAGCAUCCUUCCCGAAGGUGCGAUCUUCCGAGAAGACUGCUCCCCGGACGAGUUCAUAGAUGUGAUCAUGGGCAACCGCGUGUACAUGCCCUGCUUGUAUGUUUAUAACAAAAUCGACCAGAUCUCAAUGGAGGAAGUGGACCGCCUGGCCCGGAAACCUGACAGCGUGGUCAUUAGCUGCGGCAUGAAGCUGAACCUGGACUACCUGCUGGAGAUGCUCUGGGAGUACCUGGCCCUGACCUGCAUCUACACCAAGAAGAGAGGCCAGAGGCCGGACUUCACGGAUGCCAUCAUCCUCCGGAAAGGGGCCUCUGUGGAGCACGUGUGCCACCGCAUCCACCGGUCACUCGCCAGCCAGUUCAAGUACGCGCUGGUGUGGGGCACCAGCACCAAGUACAGCCCGCAGCGGGUGGGCCUGACCCACACGGUGGAGCACGAGGACGUCAUCCAGAUCGUGAAGAAGUAG
Molecule: messenger RNA, 1095 nt
Organism: Lipotes vexillifer (Yangtze River dolphin)
Lineage: Eukaryota; Metazoa; Chordata; Mammalia; Artiodactyla; Lipotidae
Gene: DRG2
Product: developmentally regulated GTP binding protein 2
Exons: 13
Coding region: 1-1095 (364 amino acids)
Molecular function (GO): GTPase activity; GTP binding
Source: RefSeq, a predicted model, not a curated record